AUGCACACAGGCUUUCUGCUGAGGCACGACCUGGGCAAGUUCCUCUGCUUCGACCAUCUCACUUUCUGGGUUGGCAAUGCCAAACAGGCGGCCUCCUAUUACUGCAAUAAGCUUGGUUUUGAGCCGCUGGCGUACAGGGGGCUUGAGACGGGCAGCCGUGAUGUGGUGUCCCACGUGGUCAAACAGGGAAAGAUUAUUUAUGUCUUCUCCUCUGCGCUGAAUCCUAAUAACAAAGAGAUGGGGGCUCACCUGGUUAAACACGGAGAUGGAGUUAAAGAUGUUGCUUUCACUGUAGAGGACUGUGACUUCUUGGUGCAAAAAGCCAGGGAGCGAGGUGCUGUUAUAGUUAAGGAACCUCAGGUCCUGGAAGACAAGUUUGGCAGUGUGAAAGUUGCUGUGCUGCAGACGUAUGGAGACACAACUCACACACUGGUGGAAAGAAAUGGAUAUUCAGGACUUUUCCUCCCAGGAUUCCAUGCCCCACUCUUCCACGAUCCUCUUCUGGCUCGGCUACCAAGCGGGCAUCUGGAUUUCAUUGAUCACGUGGUUGGAAACCAGCCGGUUGAUGAGAUGGUGCCUGUGGUGGAAUGGUACCAGAAGAACCUGCUGUUUCACCGGUUCUGGUCGGUGGAUGAUAAACAGUUGCAGACAGAGUUCAGUGCCUUGCGAUCCAUCGUGGUUGCCAACUACGAGGAGACAGUAAAAAUGCCCAUCAAUGAACCUGCCAUGGGAAAACGCAAAUCACAGAUUCAGGAGUACGUGGAGUACUAUGGUGGUGCAGGAGUCCAGCACAUUGCCAUGAACACUUCAAACAUUAUUGACGCUAUCCGUAAUCUGAAGGAGCGUGGCAUGGAGUUCAUGGCUGUCCCAGAUGUCUACUACCAGCAGCUCAGAGAGAAACUAAAGCUCUCCAAAGUCAAAAUCACUGAGGACAUGAGCACCCUGGAGGAGCUGAACAUUUUGGUUGAUUAUGAUGACAAUGGAUACCUUCUUCAGAUCUUCACCAAACCAGUUCAGGAUCGACCGACUGUGUUUCUCGAAGUUAUUCAGAGGCACAAUCACCAGGGUUUUGGAGCUGGAAACUUCAAGUCUCUGUUUGAGGCAAUCGAGGCGGACCAGCACGCCAGAGGAAACCUCACCAUCCUCACACCUAAUGGCACAGCUGAGAAACUCUGAAUCAGGCAUUAUGCUCAAAUACAAAACAUUUUAUACACUCAUUUUAAUUUCCUUUUUUCAAACUUUGCAUAUUAAAGCUGUGAUCUUAACAGAGUGAUGCCAUAUGUUCUGCAUUUUUGUAUCCCUAUAACUGGCUAUUACCAGGUUUUGUAAACAGUAGAGUUAGCAGAUUAUGAAAAAUAAUCAUGCUAUCAUGAGAAAGUAAAUCAAAUACACACCAAAGCAAAAUCAAUGUGCAUGAAAACUCUUGCAGUAUUAAUUGUUUUUCUUACAGCAUUCAUACAAGAUCCACCAAAACAUGUUAUCAGUGUGGGUGUUAAAUACCUCAAGGGAUUUGGUGUCCCAAAUGUUUACAAUCCCAAAGCUGCAGGGAACCUCAUUACUCUAAAAAGUGAUUUUGUUUUAUUUACAAAGUUUUGCUGAUGCUUAACUUGAACUAUUCUUUCAACAUCUUUUACUAAGCAUGUUUAUAGCAUGUUUAUGAUGCUUUCACUGCAGUGGCAUUAUCACCUUGUUUUAAAACUGUUCUUGCUCCUGUACUA
This is a messenger RNA of Trichomycterus rosablanca, 1718 nucleotides long. It is a transcript of the gene hpdb, whose product is annotated as 4-hydroxyphenylpyruvate dioxygenase b. The coding region runs from base 1 to 1176 and encodes 391 amino acids. Gene Ontology annotation, biological process: L-tyrosine catabolic process. The transcript is spliced from 13 exons. Gene Ontology annotation, molecular function: 4-hydroxyphenylpyruvate dioxygenase activity. Gene Ontology annotation, cellular component: endoplasmic reticulum membrane; Golgi membrane. The record is from RefSeq and is a predicted model, not a curated record. Lineage: Eukaryota; Metazoa; Chordata; Actinopteri; Siluriformes; Trichomycteridae.